UGCCCCCACGCCGCUCCCAGCGCUCGGAUCGCGGCGCCUCCCGCUCCCAGCACCGCUGCACGCCGGCCCAGCGGACCCGGAGACGGUGGCCGUGGUCUGGGGGCUCCGACGGCGCAGCGGUCGAGGCUGCGGCGCGGGGGGAGCGGAGCGGAGCCCGGCAAGUCCCCGGGAGGCGAUGUUGCCGGGCGCGGGCCCCCGCGAAAGGCGGGCGCCGCGGCAGGCCGGCCGGUGAGGCGCCGCCAGGGGAGGCCGCGACGGAGCUCCCGGACCCGCCAUGGGCUGAGACACGUCCUCGCCGAGCAGCCUAUGGUGAAAGUGACCCUUCCUUACCCCACCAGAACAUGCCCGGGUGACUUCCUCCCAGAUCUUCCUUGUGGCCUUCCUCGCCCUCCCCAGUGACACUAUGCAACCCCAGUGUGACCUGCGAGGCCUCUGGCUCCUGCUGCUGUCCUUGUUCCUGCUCCUCUUUGAGGAGGCCAGAGCUGGCCAUCCCUUGGUUAGCUGUCCAGCCGCCUGCCUGUGUGCCAGCAACAUCCUCAGCUGCUCCAAGCAGCAGCUGCCCAACGUGCCCCACUCCUUGCCCAGCUACACGGCGCUCCUGGACCUCAGCCACAACAACCUGAGCCGCCUGCGGGCCGAGUGGACCCCCACGCGCCUGACCCACCUGCACUCCCUGCUGCUGAGCCACAACCAGCUGAACUUCAUCUCCUCUGAGGCCUUUUCCCCAGUACCCAACCUGCGCUACCUGGACCUCUCCUCCAACCAGCUGCGUACCCUGGACGAGUUCCUGUUCAGUGAACUGCAGGCGCUGGAGGUGCUGCUGCUCUACAAUAACCACAUUAUGGCAGUUGACCGCUGCGCCUUCGACGACGUGGUCCAGCUGCAGAAACUCUACUUGAGCCAGAACCAGAUCUCCCGCUUCCCUCUGGAACUGGUCAAGGAAGGAGCCAAGCUACCCAAACUAACGCUCCUGGACCUCUCCUCCAACAAGCUAAAGAACUUACCAUUGCCCGACCUGCAGAAGCUGCCCGCCUGGAUCAAGAAUGGGCUGUACCUGCACAACAACCCGCUACACUGCGACUGUGAGCUCUACCAGCUCUUUUCCCACUGGCAGUACCGGCAGCUGAGCUCCGUGAUGGACUUUCAGGAGGACCUGUACUGCAUGAGCUCCAAGAAGCUGCACAAUGUCUUCAGUCUGAGUUUCCUCAAUUGCAGCGAGUACAAGGAACGUGCCUGGGAGGCCCACCUGGGUGACACCUUGACCAUCAAGUGUGACACCAAGCAGCAGGGGAUGACCAAGGUGUGGGUGACACCAAGCAAUGAACGGGUGCUAGAUGAGGUGGCCAACAGCACAGUGACGGUGUCCAAGGAUGGCAGUCUUCAUUUCCGGCGGGUGCAGGUCGAGGAUGGGGGCGUGUAUACCUGCUAUGCCGUGGGGGAGGCUUUCAAUGAGACACUGUCUGUGGAGUUGAAAGUAUACAAUUUCACCUUGCACGGACACCAUGACACCCUCAACACAGCCUAUACCACCCUCGUGGGCUGUAUCCUCAGUGUGGUCCUGGUCCUCAUAUACCUGUACCUCACCCCUUGCCGCUGCUGGUGCCGGGGUGUCGAGAAGCCUUCCAGCCAUCAAGGAGACAGCCUCAGCUCUUCCAUGCUUAGUACCACACCCAACCACGAUCCUAUGGCUGGUGGGGACAAGGAUGAUGGUUUUGACCAGCGGGUGGCCUUCCUGGAACCUGCUGGACCCGGGCAGGGUCAGAACGGCAAGCUCAAGCCAGGCAACACCCUGCCGGUGCCUGAGGCGACAGGCAAGGGCCAGCGGAGGAUGUCAGAUCCAGAAUCAGUCAGCUCGGUCUUCUCUGAUACGCCCAUUGUGGUGUGAGCAGGAUGGGUUGGUGGGGAGAUUCUGCCCCAGGAGAGGUAAUGCACCCCUGAAGGAUAUGAGGGGAUGGAAGAGAGGGCUAGCUGCCCAAGGGAGUGGGCUCCCCCCGAACUCAAGGGAAUUGGUCACGGUUACAGCAACAGGCAAGACCCCAAGCAGGGUGUGGCUGCCAUGAUUUUCAAAUAUGGAUAUGCUAAUUCUCAGGCAAAUGCUACACCCCUAUCCAGAGCCCUGACAGUUCUCAAUGUGGUGGAAGAAGAGGAGUGUAUCUGAGCUGGUGGGAAUGAGGAAGGGGUGGGAGGAAGAGCGGAUUCCUUAAACUUUUUUGAGGUCAUCCAUAGCUCCUUAAGAGAAAAUUAUUUGGAAAAAAAAAAUCAUUUUUUCCUAUCUCUGCCCACCCACACCUGCGAUGUUGUGUGUGCUGGCGGGAGCUUCCACAGCAGCCAUGUUGGGGGAAAGCUAUGUUAUCUUUGACCAGGAAGUCACACUUCACAGCUGGGGAAAUUGGAAACCUUUGGAAAAAUGAGUCAGGAAAAGGCUGAGACCUUAAUCAGUAACACUCCCCAAAGCCGUUGCAAGACUUCCCACUAAUGCCUUCCUCUUUCUGGAUGAGCCCUGGGUGGAUGGUUCUUUGCAGGAGCCUGGCCUGUUGCCUGUCAGAUACGGCAACAAUGUGAGAUGUGGUAUCUGUGCCUUGUCCUGGGACCAGUGGUACAGAGGGGUACAACAUGAACCGAGGGGUCCCUGUCACAGCAUAGGUGCCAGCACAGAACUUGGAGGUGGGGGAUAAACUCCAGAUUGGCUAAUUCCCUGGUUGGUGAAACCCUUGGUUAGCAUUUGAUUCCCAGCACCUGUGUGUAGCACCAGGGUGGAGGGUGCUGAAAGCAGAGCUUCUAUGGAUGCCUGCCACAGACGUGGGAUGGGGGCCUCUUUGCACUAGGAGGAGGAGGGUAAAUCAGCCUCUAGUAUGUAGCAUCCAGCUGGACCUACCUGAUUUUUUGUGUAUGCCAUCUCUUCAUUCAGUCUCCUGGUCAAGUUCAGGUGGGAUUCUGAGUGUUCCCUAAUAUGCUGCUCUGCAAAGGAAGGAGUCCGGGAAAGUCUGGCCCCAGCUGGGUUAGAUUGGGCUCGGGGAUGGAGGGGGCCGGGUAUGUAUCUCUUCUGUGUUGACAAAGCCGCUUUGCUCCUCUCUUAGAGAUCUCAGCCCUGCUGCAAGGCCAAAGCAUGGGAUCUCAUCAUCCGAGGAGAUGGAAUUGAGUGGUCUCUGCCACAGAAGAAUGGCAAUUUGGAGUGUGGCUAAGUUUUGCCCUCUCCACGAGGUUCCAGGCAGUCUUGUAACAGACAGUCAGUGGCACUAAACUUUGAAAAGGAGACCCUGUCAGCCAGAGGUCUGUGCAGUUGUGGUUGUCAGGCCCAAGGAACUUAAGAACAGGCCCAACGUUCCAUUCCAACCCAGUUGCAGGAUACUUUGGGUAUAGAGAUGACAACUCCCUUUGACUCUACUGCAGGCCCUGGGAGUUGGUUGCUCUGAGCUUUGGCAAGGGGACGAGCAGGGCCAAGGUGAAAACGUUCUCUGACGUUGGUCUUUUCAGUCUCUCCCCUCUCUCCCACCAAGUCUCCUUCCAUCGGAAGUUCUCCAGAUCUUCUAGUUUUCUGAUCUCUCUUUAGGUUCCAAGAAGUGUCAUUUACCUGCGGGUGAAAGCUGCUUGCUAGGAGGGCCUAACUCCCGCUGCCUAUUAAGAUUCGGGGAGGGGACUGGAACUCAACGUCUGCUUCUUGUCUGUUCCCGGGAUGUCAAGACUGCUGUCCAUCCUUUAUUAGUAACCUAGUUUUGUCAAGAGAGGUGCAGCAUUUCCCUCAAGUACUUGCAUGCUCAUAGGGAUGCAUGCUUAUAGGUCUGCAUGCACCCCAGCACCUUGACUUCCAUCAAGACAGUGAGUCUUCAGUCCCCACUAACGUCCACUUCCAGAGUGGUUUCCACCCAUGUGCACAACUUCAUGCACACAAUUUUCUUGCCCUGUAGGAGAGACAGUGACCAUGCCAGGCUCCACAAAUACAAACUUUUGUACUUUAGAUUUCUGAACGGCCUGAAGCUUCACCCACAUCUCCACGACACUGAAUAACUUCUCAGCAAAGGCUGGAGUUAGGAGAACUACAGGUUGAAGAUCUUGAGAGGAGGGGUGAUGAGGAGCUAGCUGGCUCUUCAGACCCCUCAGAAACCUUCCUUGGAUUAAAGAUGAUAUAUGUGAGAAAUAAAUGUAGAACUAGGUCAGUGACAGACCCAGAACACUGGCAGGGGACCAGGGAGCUGUAAGUUGCUCUUCCUGUGUUAACUGCCCUGGUAAGACAGGGGCAGGAGGAAAAAGUUGUCUGGUUAUAUUUCAGAGACUUCUGAAGAUUCUGAUACUGAAGCUAUAGGAACCAGGACUCCCUCCUCAGACUUACCAGGGAAUCGGGGAAAAAUCUCACCUCCAUACUGCAGCUUCCCCUCUAGGCACCAUCUGGGGCUCUGAAAAUCUUUAAAGUGAAUGUCAAAUGAAGUGGGCCUUCUGGGGCCUUCUAGCUGAGUUCCUGAGGACUAGGAGGGCCAUUUGCUUCAUAAAUCCUACCCAGUUUAGGGCAUAAUAUCAAUAAAAGGCCCUGAGGAUCUAAGUCUCCCCACUGUAUCCACUAGGUUGGCCAGUACCUACCGGUUUGAGAGACUGGUAGACGUGCCUGGCUGCCCCACCAAGAGACUGAAGUGAUGAGCCUCCUCCCAUGGUUUCAGUUGAUAGAACCCAAAGGUAGCUUUCUACCUGGGGGAUCGUGUACUCAGCGUAUGUAAGCUCAGUAGAACCCCGUGUAGGAAACUGCUAGCUCUGGUUAUAAAGGUCGAGCCAUCACCCCAACUCCCAUAAACCAGACGUGUCUCCCAGGAAGCAGGUGUCCCUGGAGACAGAACGACAGGGCUGUACAAUCUGUCUGUGUGAUUAUUUGUGAUUUUUUUUCUUUGCCUGUAUUUAUGAGGCUCCUAGGAAGGAGCCAGGAGCAGGUAUACCCCAGCUGGGGAGAGUAAAGCCAACUGAUUCCAGUUUUCCGUGUGUCCUUACCUUUGUACUUCCUCGUAGCCCUGCUGGCGGAGCAAGCAGGCCUCCCCAUGUCCAGGAUCCUAGUCUUCCCACUUAUGUACUCUCAGGCUGGCAAACCUUGGAGCCUCUGGGCUCUGAAAACUAGACAAUGAUCAUUAAACCUGGCUUGAGUCUCUGUUCUGGCAUAGUCUGUGACUGGUUUAUUUAUCUUUUCAGCCUGUGGCUGGGGUUCACUGGACCUCAGAAGGGUGUGGCCUGUCUAGGGGGAGAAGAGUUAAAUGCUGUUAUAAGGGCAUGGGUUGAAUCCACAUCUAGGCAUUAAGAUGGAGCAGGGGUCAGCCAACCUUUUCUGUAAACAGCCAGACAGGAAACGUGUUCAGCUUCGCAGCCCAUAUAGUCUCUGUUACAACUACUCAGCUGUACCGUUGUGGCAGGAAGGCAGCCACAGACAGCACACAAAUGAAUGACUGUGGCUCUGUUCCAGUAAAACUUUAUUUAUGGACAUUAAAAUGCGAUUGCCAUA
Messenger RNA from Globicephala melas (long-finned pilot whale), 5473 nucleotides. RefSeq names its product adhesion molecule with Ig like domain 1 (gene AMIGO1). Gene Ontology annotation, molecular function: protein binding. Gene Ontology annotation, cellular component: membrane. Lineage: Eukaryota; Metazoa; Chordata; Mammalia; Artiodactyla; Delphinidae. The record is from RefSeq and is a predicted model, not a curated record. Gene Ontology annotation, biological process: brain development.